GGACUCAUGAUUGACAGCUAAUGAGCCAAUCAGAAACGGGUAAAUUAUUUUUUGACAAACGUCAGGAUUUUACUGUCCAAUCCUAGAGUAGAAACAAGGCGGGACUUUGCGUUACUAAGGCAAGUCGAGGCAAGUAUAAAGGGAACAACAUGGUUUCCCAGUUGCUGUAUGUGUUUACUUAAAGAACUCAUUCGAAAGGGUGUUAUUUUUUUGCAACACACAAACUCAACUUUUCUGUGUUGUUGCAGUUCAUUUUCACCUCGGGGUUUCUAUUUUUUUGUGUUAAGAUUUACAAGGCCAGUGGCAUGUAAAUCUCAUAUUUCACUAAUGUGCCAGUCUUACAAAUGGAAAGGGGGCUUCACUUUGGAAACGUGAGCAUUUCCCUGGUGCUCCUGCUGUUGGUGAAAGCGCUCAUCGGAUUCGGGACCUCGCAAGCUCAGGGCUCCGCCAUCGGGAGGGAGCCGCAGUCCGCCACCCGGGGUCCGGCUUCGACCUCGGCGGAAGAUGGUGCAAGAGUCAUGGAGCACGGCUUGGGGAACGUGGGAGCCUCGGUCAUAGGGGCAGACGUGACCGUGGAGGACGACGACAACGGUUCGACCGGGGAGACCGACGAGUCAUUCGGAGAAAGUAACGGAAACAUCCCCCCGACGAGGUCUCUAGUGAUCAUCAGUACCUUGGAUGGACGGAUCUCGGCUCUGGAUCCUCACAACCAGGGCAGGAAGCAGUGGGACCUGGACGUCGGCUCGGGAUGCCUGGUGUCCUCCAGCCUCAGCAAGCCUGAGGUGUUUGGCAAUAAGAUGGUCAUACCUUCACUGGACGGUGCCUUGUUCCAGUGGAACCGGGACAGGGAGAGCAUGGAGGCAGUGCCUUUCAGCGUGGAGUCCCUGCUGGAGUCGUCCUACCGCAUCGGAGAGGACACGGUCCUGGUUGGGGGCAAAUCCCUCACCACCUACGGCCUGGGGGCUUACAGCGGCAAGCUCCGGUACAUCUGCUCGGCGGGGGGCUGCAGCCGCUGGGGGGACGACGAGGUGGAGACCGAGGAUGUGCUCCUGCUGCAGAGGACUCAGAAGACCGUGCGAGCCAUCAGGCCUCGAUCAGGGAUGGAGAAGUGGAACUUCAGCGUCGGGAACUUUGAGCUGAAAUUUGUUCCGGAGAUGCAGCCUGGAAUGAACUUCCUGGAGGGAGAAGGGUUGAACGGUGACGCCUGGAAGGAGAAGCAGCGGGUCAUCGCCGACGAACCGAGGGAGGCGGAGCAGACGGAGAGCCAGCAGAACCAAAACCAGCAUUUGGACCUCAUCAUCAAAGUGUCUGUUCCCGACUGGAAGGUCAUGGCCUUCAGCACCGAGAAUAAUGGACAGCUGGUCUGGGAACGUCAGUUCUGCACACCCAUUGCCUCGGCCUGGCUGGUGGGUGGUGGGAAGGUAACACCGAUCAGCCUGUUUGAUGACACCGGCUACAGCAACCAGUCCGAAACCGAUGACGAGGAGGAGGCCGACGAUCCGGAGAAGGUCCGGAAAGCUGCAGAGUCCAGUGUUUACCUGGGCAUGUUCCAGGGGCAACUCUACCUCCAGUCCUCAGUGAGGAUCAGUGAAAAGUUCCCCUCCAAAGCCAUCGGGUCGGAGAAGGACAUAAUUCCACUGCCCAUCGUCAAAUGGAAGCCUCUAAUACAUUCUCCGUCUCGGACGCCAGCGCUGGUCGGCUCCGAUGAGUUUGACAAGUGUUUGAACAACGACAAGUUCUCCCACGAGGAGUACAGCAAUGGAGGCCUGUCCGUCCUCCAGUAUCCAUACGACAACGGCUACUACUUCCCCUACAGCAAGCGCUCCCGGGGGAAACGUGGCAACGCCGUGAUCCUGAUAAAUGGGAAGGGGGCGAAGUCUGACAGUCGCAGGAGGAAGGACCCGGUUCUGCUGCUGCCCUGGUGGAAGGAGAUCCUCGGCACCAUCGUUUUCUGCAUCGCCGCCACCACGUACAUCGUCCGCAAGUUCUUCCACCCUCCCGCCCCGGUGGCCUAUGUGAGGCAACGGAAAGAGUCGGAGACACAGUGCCAGACAGACUGCAAGUUUGACCUUGAAGUUGUGGAAUCCAAAGAGCCUGUUACCACGGAGACCCGCUCCAGCGAAUACGUGUCCAGGUACCUGACAGACUUUGAGCCGGUGCAGUGCCUCGGCCGCGGGGGGUUCGGCGUCGUGUUUGAAGCCCGCAACAAAGUGGACGACUGCAACUACGCCAUCAAAAGAAUCCGUCUGCCCAAUAGGGAGCUGGCCAGAGAGAAGGUGAUGAGGGAGGUGAAGGCCCUGGCAAAGCUGGAGCACCCGGGGAUUAUACGCUACUUCAACGCCUGGCAGGAGAGCCCCCCGGAGGGCUGGCAGGAGCAAAUGGACCAGAGGUGGCUGAAAGACGCCAGUACCACCGACUGGCCGCUGAGUUUCCUCGACAACAUGGAGGCGCUGUCAGUCAAAGUACCCGUGUCCAGCUCCGUGUCUCCGGCCUCUGGACCCGGAGGAGACGCUCUGGAGGCGUCCGCCAGCGCCCAGGCCCUGCUCUCCAGCAGCGCCGCGGGCUUCGGCGUGGACGACGCGGACCUGUCCUUCCACCCGCUGCUCGGCCACGACAGCCUCAUGUCGGAGAGGGACAGCCAGGCCGACCCCGACGCCUCGGACACCCCCCACUCCUUCGAGCUGUGCCCCCCCCGCGGGCCCAGCGACUGCACCUCCUCCUCCUUCGACAUCGUGUUCGAGGACUCGGGCUGCGACCGGGACGCCGACGCCGACACGGACUCGGCCUCCGACGCGGCCAGUCCCGCCACGGUGACGAAGAACAGCUCGUCCUCUUCGCACACCAGACGGCAGGAGUCCGUCCCCACUUCCUCUUCCACCCCUACUCGGCCAACCUCGCUCAUGCUGGCUCACCCCACAACUCCUCCCAACCAGCGGGUUCAGCCUUCCCCUAAGGUGUACCUGUACAUCCAGAUGCAGCUCUGUCGGAAGGAGAACCUGAAGGACUGGAUGGCUCAGCGCUGCCUCCCGGACCAGAGGGAGCACAACACGUGUCUGGACAUCUUCCUGCAGAUCGCAGAGGCGGUCGACUUCCUGCACAGCAAGGGACUCAUGCACAGGGACCUCAAGCCCUCCAACAUCUUCUUCACCAUGGACGACGUGGUGAAGGUGGGAGACUUCGGCCUGGUGACGGCCAUGGACCAGGAGGAGGACGAGGACGAGCCCAGCGCCCUGACGCCAGCCCCUCUCCUCACCCGCCACACGGGCCAGGUCGGCACGAAGCUCUACAUGAGCCCGGAGCAGCUCUCUGGAAACUCGUACUCUCACAAAGUGGACAUUUACUCUCUGGGUUUGAUCCUGUUUGAGCUGCUCUAUCCUUUCAGGACCCAGAUGGAGAGAGUGAGGACGCUGACAGAAGUGCGAUCGCUGCGCUUCCCUGAGGUUUUCUCCAAAAACAACAUGCAGGAGCUGAGCAUGGUGCGCAGCAUGCUGUCUCUGAGCCCCGGCGAGCGUCCCGAGGCGGCCGACAUCACGGGGACGCCCCUCUUCCAGGAGCUGGAGCUGCCGUGCCGACUGGCCGUGAGGCAGCGUUCCCGCACCUACAGCGCCUCCUCGAUGGGCCGACCCUCGCGCCAGACCUCCUCUACCUGAAAACCCCACCACGCAAUAUGUAAAACCCCCCCGUGUCCCUGCCAUACCCCAGCCACACCUCAGCGCCCUCCGUCACCCUCUGCCUCAGAAAGAAUCACUUUAAAAAGCCAAGAAGAUGUGCAGGAAUCCACCCGAAUCCGUUUUUUAGCGCAGCGAGACAAAGUCCUGCACAGUUUGCUGCCCUUGGUAAACACCAUCACAUUUACACCCAUCAUUACACUGCCCGAGUUUUAAUCACACGAACAAAACAAAAAAAACUAAAAAUAAAUAAAAGCAACAGCCGUUCUGUAACGUCCGUGACCAGACGUGGCUCAAGUGGUACCUUCAAAUACCUCUUUAGCAUGAACUUUAAACGUCUCUGAGUAACUCGGUGUAGAUUCACCUGCUCACCUGGAGGUAACCGACGGCUACGAUCUGAUCCAGGUCCGGUCACGACGCGCUGCUUGCUCCCAGCAUUCAGCCAGUGUUCACUCACCCUUCACUACACCUCAGGUAUCAAAACCAAGAGGACACUCCAAAGGGGCCUUUGAUGCUUGAUCAUCCGAUUGGACUCGUGAUCCGUCCGGUCACUGGUCCGAUCACCUACUGGUGUUCUGACGCCUGAUAUGCCUGAUUUGGGAGACCAAAAAAACAAAAAACAAAACAAAAAAAAAAAAGACCACCUCUUUCCUAUGUGUGUGUUUUUUUUUUUUUUUUAUUAAAUGAGAGAAGGUGAUGUAUUGCAUAGGGAAGAGUUUCUGACUUUGCCUUUAGGAACGGGGCCCGUGGCCUCCUCUGAGUGAGUGCAGAGCCGGUGGCUCGUGUCUUUUUUGCAUGUACCUGAUAGAAAGUUAAAGGCGUGAAUGUGAGUUUGAUCUUGAAGCCAGUACUUGGACGCUUUUCUUUUUUUUUUCGUUUGUGAGUGUAAAUUUUACACUUUAAAGACUCUGAGGUGCUCAAUCAUUUUUCUAACACCUCCUCUUUGCUCUGUGUACAUAACGGAAGGGAAAACUUUGUUUAUAUCCUUUUCUUUGUUAAAAUCAGAUUUGAUCGAUCUUUGUACAUAAUGUAAGGCGCCAUUGCUUGUAAAUGGCUUUUUCAUGAGACGACUGUAAGAUAGUGUGAUAUACUGUGAGAGAGGGAACAAUGAGGAGGAGACAUCUCUGCCAUUAACGGAUAGGUGAAUGUUACAGCGUGACCUCUGGAGACAGACGAUUGGUGGUGGUCACCUCUUUGAAAUUAUUUUCAGUGUUUGAUUUCACGUGUCUUGGGGGAGCCCAGUAGGACCGGAGGAGAACAUGCAGGAACCAGAGUGCCAUUUGAAAGUCAGUUAAGUGUACUUUUCCCGUAAAAAACUGAUAACUCACCUCACAUUUUUGGAAUCGUGCCGUCGUCGUUUUGCUCUGACCCCAUCCAGCUGGUGUUCCCAGUGAGCCACGAGGUCUGCAGCUCUCCCAUGAUGCAGAAAAAACAAACCCCCUUAGUUAAGAAGUCAAUACUGUUUUUUUUCCCCCCCUGUUCAUCGUCUGCCGGGGACCUGGACCUGAUUCUGGUUACGUCAUCCACACGCUCCAUCUGCAUUAGAAGUGCUGGGAGAGUCACACGACCUGUUUGUAAUCACGCAAACUAACUGUUAAUGUGCUUUCAAUGAUUGUACUUUUCUAAGAGCCUCUUUCUUUUUUUUUUUGUUUUGUUUUUUUUAAUAAGUGCAGUUUUUUUCUGGGAUUAUUCUGCAGGGUUUUUGGAUUCCUUUCAAGUCUUGACUGUGUCUGAUACAAGAAGUCGAACCGAUGUUUGUUCAUCCAUCCACCCAGCCCACUGACAGUGACUCGUUGUUGUUGUAAAAUGAUCAGUCCUCGCUUUACAAACACACAGACGCAGUUUUUUAGGGAAUAUCCUCCAGAUGAAAACUCGCUCCACUAAUCUGACUGUAUGAAGUUUCUGUAUGAAGGUACUGAUGCAUAAGUCCAGUGUAAUACAUUUUGUAGGAUACAUUUUUGAUUUUUAAUUUUUUUGAAUUGAAGGCAAAUGCUUCUUUCCCCUCAAAAUUUGCAGAAAGCAAAUUAUUUUAUAAAAAAUCAGUUCCUGGCUGAAUUCUUAUAUAAAUGUUGGACGUUGGAGGGAAACUUCCCCAACUUUGAUCGCCCGCAGUAGUAAAUAGUUGUGUUUAUACCUUUUUAAUACUGAAUACAGCAUUACUGAUAAUUAUCAGAGGUUCUACAGACAAGAAAAUGUGAUCACCCAAAUAGGUUCUCGUGCUUCGUCGAGUAAAGCGUGUUCAUCGUUCGUCCCACUCCCGCCGUCCGCUGACAAGCCAGAGCCCUCUUCAGGACACCUAGUUGUUAUCUGUGCACAAACUCCCCCCUGUUUUCUCUGUCCAUGUUCAAUUGUAAAUAUGUUUAUUUAUGUUUUCGAUGCCGUGAUCAAUCCGUUCUGGGUUGGUGUUAUUAUGAAUGCGCUUCAUGCGAAGGAGUGCGUUGGAAUAUGAUGACUUCUUAUAAGUCUAAAUUUAAUAAACUUGUUCUAUACCAUUUGUACA
Messenger RNA from Mugil cephalus (flathead mullet), 6168 nucleotides. RefSeq names its product eukaryotic translation initiation factor 2-alpha kinase 3 (gene eif2ak3). Gene Ontology annotation, molecular function: protein binding; protein kinase activity; ATP binding. NCBI's taxonomy places the organism in Eukaryota, Metazoa, Chordata, Actinopteri, Mugiliformes, Mugilidae. The transcript has 18 exons. The record is from RefSeq and is a predicted model, not a curated record. Bases 345 to 3650 code for a protein of 1101 amino acids. Gene Ontology annotation, biological process: protein phosphorylation.